GGGGAUUUCUCCAACUCUCUCUCUCUCUCUCUCUCUGUGCAUUGCCUGGCGGCCUGCGUUAUCAUGGAUAAGGCGAUCCCUUGCGGGAGCAAAAUAUGCACCAAGAGAAUCAAGGCGAGAGAGCAACAGUUGCAUCGAGAUCGAAUCCGGAAUAUGAAGUCUCAAGUCGAUACUGGCAUGCCCACCGUUGCUCAGCUGGAACAUGUCAAGGUCAACCUGAAAAAGGAACAGAUGAUGGAGGACCGGUAUACUGAGAUUGAUCGGGAUAAUCGGAUCCUGCUCAAAAAGAUGACAGAGAUCAUGAAGCAGCAGAACAACUUCCCGCCAGUGGAGAAGAAAACUACCGGCCCUACAAGCCUGAACAAAGACUCCAGAAGGAAAGAGCUACUGCGCAUAACUCGCGAGAAUCAGUCCAUCUUGAAGCGAAUCCAACAGGCUCAGCCGGUGUACAAUCACGUCGAGUGGGAAGACCAACAUCGUAAGAACGUGACCUAUUUGAAGAACAAGUGCGAGUUUCCGGUGGUCCUAAGGACACCUCGCCGCGAGAGGUAUGCGUCUAGCGAGCUGGUCAACUUGGAGGAAGAUGGGUCGGCGACUUCAAGAUCAGCACCAGCUACCAGCAGAGUUCCCCCCAAGGAUCUUGCGGAAGGAGCAAACCAGAAGUAUGUCUUGAAGGAAGGCAUGAAACUCAGCGACACGUACUACCUGGUUGACAUGUCAACCGAUGGUCGCAAUCUCUUUAUCUCUGCGUAUGACAACGGCUCCUCCACAACGCUGGAGCUUGUGAUCAAGGAGAAACUUCAUCGACAGUUGUACCGUGAGACUAACGGUGACUACCGCCAAAUGGCAGACCGGUUGAAGGUCUCGAAGGAUGGCAAGCUCUUGCUGGACGGUGAGGAGGCGGGAGUAGAGGAGCUGGAUGCGGCCGCCAUGGUGCGAAGCACCAACAAAAGCCCGCACACGGCUCGUUGAGCCUGUGCUCGGUGAAGAGGUGGAGCCUUUGAUUGGGAGAGCUCCAACUGGUGUUUUACCACUUCCGUUGAUCUUGAUGUGCUCGAGAGUCUUGCGUAGCCAGUGUCUUAGGGCAGGAAUAUGGACCGCAAAACUGCCAGGUCCAUUUAAUUGCAAAUGGGGCUGGGGCUUGCAAAAUGGCGAGCCCGCUCCAGCCACGGCAGUGCAAGCUUAUUGAUCAGCCGUUACCGGAUAGAGACACACGGCACUCAGCAGUGCAGC
Effrenium voratum is the source of this 1233-nucleotide messenger RNA. Lineage: Eukaryota; Dinophyceae; Suessiales; Symbiodiniaceae. The record is from the annotation of a GenBank genome assembly.